Molecule: messenger RNA, 747 nt
Organism: Macrosiphum euphorbiae (potato aphid)
Lineage: Eukaryota; Metazoa; Arthropoda; Insecta; Hemiptera; Aphididae
Source: the annotation of a GenBank genome assembly
AUGUUAUCUACUCACUUUGUUAAUUUUAGUCUUAAUUAUGAGAUUCUAGAGGGGAUUACACAUGUUAUUGAUGAAUCUUUCAUUGGUGUAGUCAACACAUCAUCAUCACCAUUUAAGGUUUCUGAUGCAUUUUAUGUAGAUACACAACAGUCAGCAUCCUUUUCCAAUGAACCACAAAUAUCAGCACCCAAUGGAAUACUUGAAUUUCUUCAAAAAAUGAAUCUAACCGUCUGUAAUAUAAAAUAUGAUAUUAAUUCAUUAAAUGAGAAGGUUGAUAAAAUGUAUGAUAUUAUAUUAUUGGAACCAAGUCGCUUUGAUCAUUCAUCUAGAGAAAAAAAUACUGAAGAUAUAUUCCAAAUGGAACUAUCAAAUCUUCCAUUGGAAACAGAAGAUGAGCUGGAGGAAUUUGAAAAAAAACUUACAGCCAAUAAAGAAUUUAGAAUGAAACUGAUUGCAGAGCUCAAACGUUUUUCACGUAGCACAUUGCCCAGUACUGUGCGUGUUAUAUUGAGAAAAAUGUUUACAGAUGCAUUGCUUGAAAAGUUUAGCUACAAGUGUUUGAAAAAAAAUAAAGUAUUCUAUACCUUGGCUACAUAUACAGUAAUUUUUGAUGCAAUAAAACAAAUGAAAAAAUUCAAAUUUAGCGAUGCUGUGGAUAUUGAGACACCCAUAAGAACAUUUAUUUCUGGAGCUGAAUUCCGGGAACCAAAGAAAAAUCCACCUAUUUCUAAUGAACUAUCAUCUUAA